Messenger RNA from Neltuma alba, 411 nucleotides. Its product is annotated as protein Iojap-related, mitochondrial-like. The coding region runs from base 31 to 411 and encodes 126 amino acids. The transcript has a single exon. Gene Ontology annotation, biological process: negative regulation of ribosome biogenesis; negative regulation of translation. The record is from RefSeq and is a predicted model, not a curated record. Lineage: Eukaryota; Viridiplantae; Streptophyta; Magnoliopsida; Fabales; Fabaceae. Gene Ontology annotation, molecular function: ribosomal large subunit binding.
AAGCUGGGUUUAGCGGGUGCGCACUUGAUUAUGUGGGCGGUUCAACGAGCUCGUGCAUUCCUCUCUUCUUCGACGGCGUCGUCAUUUUCUUCGUCGUUAUCGGAGGCUCGACCAUCAUGGAGGCCAGGGUUUUCGUUUUCAGACUUCAAAUAUGCUUCCUCUUCGUCCGUCGGUGAUGGCCCUAAUAAGGGCCUUUUGGAUCUGCAGGAGAUCGAGAAGGUUCUGGGCGAUGUCAGAGCCGACGACGUCAAGGUCAUGCCGGUUCCCAAGCACUGUGAUUGGGCAGAUUAUAUGGUGAUUGCCACUGGCAGGUCGACCUGGCACGUCAAGAACAUUGCUCAAGCUCUAAUUUACCAGGCAGGUCCAUUGGUUCAGUUUUUUGCAAUGCCAUGCUUGUCGCUUGUGUAUUAA